Messenger RNA from Balearica regulorum gibbericeps (East African grey crowned-crane), 1056 nucleotides. The record is from RefSeq and is a predicted model, not a curated record. Lineage: Eukaryota; Metazoa; Chordata; Aves; Gruiformes; Gruidae.
AUGGACUUCUCAACGCCCAGUUAUAACUUCAAUUACCCCAGCUGGGGCGACGAUUCCAUAUAUGAUCUCGAUGGCUACGAAGUCCCUCACAGCUACCGCUUCAUCCUGGCGCUCUACGCCCUCAUCUUCCUCCUGGGCGUCUUGGGCAACGGGGCCGUCAUCUGGGUGACCGGCUUUGAGCUGCGGCGCACGGUGAACGGCAUCUGGUUCCUCAACCUCUCCGUGGCUGACCUCCUCUGUUGCCUAGCCCUGCCCUUCCUGGCCCUGCCGCUGGCCCGUGACCACCAUUGGCCGUUGGGUCACUUCGCCUGCAAGCUGCUGCCUUCCCUCACCAUCCUCAACAUGUUCGCCAGUGUCCUCCUCCUGAUGGCCAUCAGCAUAGAUCGUUGCGCCAUGGUCAUGCGACCGGUGUGGUGCCAAAACCACCGGACGCUGGGGCUGGCCCGGGGGGCUUGCGUGGCCGCCUGGUUCCUGGCUGGGCUCCUCACCCUUCCCUCCUUCAUCUUCCGCACCACCCGUUCCGACAUCUUCUCUGAGAAGACGACCUGUGUCCUGGACUACGUGGCCGUGGGACACCACCAACGUCUCACCGAGCUCAUCACGGCUGUCACACGCUUCGUCUGCGGCUUCCUGGUGCCCUUUGUGGUGAUCACGGCUUGCUACAGCCUGCUGUUGACCCGCAUCCACAGCAAGGGCUUCUCCCGCUCCCAGAAAGCUGUCAAGCUCAUCUUGGUGGUCAUCACCAGCUUCUUUGUGUGCUGGCUGCCCUACCACAUCGUGGGGUUGAUCCUGGCUUCCACCCAUCCUCGCAGCAGGUUGUUUAAGGACGCCCUGGAAGCUGACCCCAUCGUGGCCGGCAUUGCUUACAUCAACAGCUGCAUCAACCCCAUCAUCUACGUCAUCAUGGGACAGGACUUCAAGGACAAGUUCCAGCGUUCCUGGAGAGCCGUGUUGCGGGGCGUGCUGAGUGAUGAUCCCACCACCAGCACCAUGGGGGACAGCAGGAUGAAGACCAAGUCCACCAUGGAUGACCGUAGCGUCAGCACCACAGUGUGA